Chelonus insularis is the source of this 683-nucleotide messenger RNA. Its product is annotated as diamine acetyltransferase 1. The record is from RefSeq and is a predicted model, not a curated record. Gene Ontology annotation, molecular function: N-acetyltransferase activity. Bases 161 to 628 code for a protein of 155 amino acids. The transcript has 5 exons. NCBI's taxonomy places the organism in Eukaryota, Metazoa, Arthropoda, Insecta, Hymenoptera, Braconidae.
GCUAUUUCGCCGCUCGAUUGACUAUUACGCUUUUUUUUAGAGCCAUUCUUUUGAAGCUUCCCUUUGAUUGGCUGAAUCUAAUGGAAAUAGAAAAAGCUUAUUGAGAUUUUUUUAAUAAUUUGAAAAAAGUUCAUUUUUACUUAAUCAAAAUUCUAAAAUAAUGGAAGAUAUAAAAAUUCGAGAAUUACGACGAGAAGAUUGUGUUUCUCUCAGAAAGUUAAUGCAGGAAUUAGCAGAUUUUCAAGAAAUGCCAGAUGCUAUAGAACUUAAUUCUGAAGAUUUACAGAAAUAUGCAUUUGGAGAAAAUCCACGUUUCUAUGCAUUUGUUGCUGAAUUCAACGGAGAUUUAGUUGGACAUGCAAUUUAUUAUGAUACAUUUUCAAGCUGGCGUGGAAAGUGUAUGUUUCUUGAUGAACUUUAUGUCAAAUCAGAGUUUAGAAAUAAAGGAAUUGGUUCUUUAUUAUAUGAUGCUGUAAAAAAAAGAGCCAAAAGUGAGGGUUGUGCUCGACUUCAAUUUCUGACUUUGAAAUCUAACCCUGCCAAAGAAUUUUAUAAACGUAGAGGUGCAGUUAAUGUAACUGAAAAAAUACAAUGGGAAUUGUAUGAAGUUGAUAAAAAUAAUUUGUAAUAUUUUUUGAUUUUUUACUAUUAUAUAUUUUUAUAUAAAAAAACUUUUUACGUUA